AUGUCUGAAAAUACAUCCAUGGUGCCGCUGGCAUCUCGAAUAGCGGCGCUGGUUCACGCCCAUUUCGACGCAUUGCCCGCACGCAACAAACCAAAGAUAUUUGCCGAUGGUUCCAGAGAGUGGAUUCCGAUGACAGGCAUUGUGGCUGUCAAAGGAAAACACACGCCUUCAGAAAGCUUGCACUGCAUAUCUGUCACGAGCGGUGCAAAAUGCUUGCCGGCCUCUCAAAUCCCUCGCUGUCAGGGCCUUGUCCUCCAUGAUUGUCAUGCCGAAAUAUUGGCCAUUCGCGCUUUCAACUACUGGCUUCUGACUGAAUGCCACGCUAUUUUGACCGAGGAAAAGAGCCAUAUAUUUAAACCAAAUAAAACUGGCGAAACUAAGCACGAUUUCAUUCCGAGGUCUCCGUUCAUCCGCAGAAGACAACAAGCCGAAAAUAGAGCGAAUGAAGCCAAACCACCAGUCGCAUGGCCACCUUUGGAGAUUCAGCCUGAUAUUAACUUUUAUAUGUACUGCACAUGCGCUCCAUGUGGCGAUGCAAGUAUGGAGCUCUGCAUGGCAAACCAAGAGGAUGCAACGCCAUGGGAGGUGAACCGUCCCACCAAUCCGAACUUGGCAGACCAAGGGGAUCUCCUUGAAGAAACCCUCCUAGAUGGCAGGGCUCAUUUUUCUCUUCUUGGCGUGGUUCGCCGGAAGCCGGCGCGCAUGGACGCUGAAUCAACACGAAGCAAAUCUUGCUCAGACAAGCUUGCUCUACGCCAGGUAUCUUCUCUACUAUCCUGUGAGACCAGUCUUCUGGUUGCUCCGACAGAGAAUGCAUACUUAACUGGUCUCAUCCUUCCUGAAGAUGAGGUUUCCCGAACGGCCUGUGACAGGUCGUUUGGAGAGAAGGGCCGCAUGGAGGCUUUGGCAGGCCGAUCAUGGCCGGAAACCCCGGCAUACGAUGGAAGUACGACUACAUAUCGAUUCCGACCAUUUGAGGUUCUCUCCGUGCCAGCAGAGGAAGUUGACGCACUUUGGCAAUUUGCGAAACCGAAAGCCGGCGAAGCCCGCUCGUUGCUGCCGUCCGAGCAACCGAGUGAUGCCACAGCCCCCAAAGUUGCACCCAAGAAAAGCAAGCCGGGAAACCAAGCAGAUGCCGGCCUUGUGCCAUUCAAAGACUGGCCUAGCAUCCUUCAGCCAAAGGCAUGUCUUCAUAAACACGAGGAUUCCCAAGACCAGGCGCAGGAUGGCCAUACAUUUCACCCUAUCCCGGAAGCGAACACAUAUGAAGAGUUCAAGCGGGCUGGAGAUGAUGUCACAGGUCCCCUUCGAAUUCGCGCGAAGGCAAUUCAUGAUGCUAAGGAAGUCCUCAAGGGAUGGGUGUCAAAUUCAGGGGACGAGGGCUGGGGUCUAGAUGUGCUAAUCGAUCCAAAGAAGCGCAAGCGCUGA
Molecule: messenger RNA, 1428 nt
Organism: Penicillium canariense
Lineage: Eukaryota; Fungi; Ascomycota; Eurotiomycetes; Eurotiales; Aspergillaceae
Product: tRNA-specific adenosine deaminase
Exons: 5
Coding region: 1-1428 (475 amino acids)
Biological process (GO): tRNA wobble adenosine to inosine editing
Molecular function (GO): RNA binding; tRNA-specific adenosine-37 deaminase activity
Source: RefSeq, a predicted model, not a curated record